ACUAAAAACCAAAAACAAACAAACAUUAUCUGUCAAAAAUCUUACUGGACUGAAAUCUAAAAGAAUGUUUUAACAAAUCAACAAAUAAUAUUGUGAUUAAUAUCAUUACUUUGCUGCUCUGGUAAAACACAUACACCCGGACAUCUAAUUGAAAGUAUAAUAACUUGCUGAAAUUAACAUAAAUUAAAAUAUAAAUCAUGACGCUUUACAUUGAUACAAAAUUGAAUUUCACCGAUGUGAAUAUGGUUUCCACUGUUGGAUCCUGGCAUCCAUCAUUACCAUUGUUAGCUGUUGGAUCCUACAACCAAGAAAAGGGUGGUUUUGUUACAAUCUUCCAAGAAAAUGGAUUAGCAUUAGAAGGCUGCGAAUGGCCGAUACUCUUGUCUAAUCAAGUGACAGCACUGGCGUGGCAUCCUACGAGACGCUUGUUAGUAGUCGGUUGGGACGGUGGAGAGCUCUAUAUUUGGUUGGAGUACUCAUGGGCUCGUCUUGAAGCACCCCACAAUGCUGCACUGACUACCAUCGCCUUCAGCCAUGGCGGCGGAAGGCUCCUGGCGUCGGAUGCUGCUGGAUCCUUAUCUGGAUGGCAAUCAGGUUCUGGUGCACCACUUACCUCCUUUCAUCACCAACUUGGAGAUGUUAUAACUCAUGUAACAUACUGUUCUCCUCGUCCCUCAUGUGAAUCUUCAAUAAGAGGUUUAGCUAGAGCAGCUGUUGCUGGAGAUGAAAAUGCUUUAGAUGCAUUAGCUGCAUGGCGUCCAAGAACUACGGCCCGAAUGAGAGAAGGCACCCAGCCUGAUAACCAUGCGUGCUAUGCUGCUCAAGACAAUGGGGUAAUUUUAUACAUUGAUCAUACUGGAGCAUGCUCUGAAGUUCUGAAUGCCCCAGGCAACAUAAUAUUCAUGGGUAUAAUAAGUAAUAUUUACCUACUCAUUGCAUGGGAGUCUGGAGGUGCUCUUAGUUUGACAAGGUUCAUAACAGCUGAUGAUGGAUCACUGACAACCGAUACACAUGUAAGAUUGGCAGCCAGGAAUGGUCAAAGUAUAGUACUUGCUGGGAACUUUUAUGUAGCUGUCAUAACUGGAGACAACUUAAUCAGAAUUUGGGAUAGUGAAACUGGGGACAAUGAUGUCUUGCCCAAUGAAAAAGAAGAAAUUGCUGCAGGUGACAUUUUCACCAGUAUUAGCUAUUGCAACUUGAGUGACACUCUGUGCUGUGGAACAUCCCAGGGUAAUUUAUAUCUGUGGCGCAGGGACCAUAGAAAUCAGUGGAAACUUAUUAGUAGUACAGCUGUUAAGGGUACAGUGAAAGAAGUCAGCUGGGGCUCUGAAGGCCUAAUGAACCCCCUUUUACAUGUUAACUGUAUCACAAGUGCAUUUAUUCUUAGAGAGCAACCAGUAUGUUGGGGUUAUUCUCCCAAUGUUUGGAUGGUUCAGAGAUCUGCUGUUGAAAUAGCAGUUACAAAUAAAAAUAACUUGAUGUCAACUAUUGAUACUACAAUCACCAUUAAAGCAUUUGCUUUUAAGGAUCAAUAUGUAGCAUUAGGAGAUGGAAAAGAUGUACAGAUUUGGAUGUGCAGCAAAGAGAGUGAUGUGAAAUUUUCCCUGAUUCGAACUUUCCCAUGGAAAACAGAUGUCCUCAUCAUUCAUAAUGAUGUAUUGGUUGGCUUGGUAAAUCCACACAUUGAAUGUUAUACAAUAACUGGUAACAGUUUAGGUAUUCUGCCAAGUACAGAAGGUGAAGGUGAACCUAUUGGCAUCACAAAUACAAACAAAUUCAUAACAGUUGCAACAAUGGAUGGAACACUUAAAUUAGUUGAAAUAACUAAAAAGGGUCUCAGAAUGCCCUUUCCCCCUAAAAACUGUUACCAAAUGAUUGAAGAUUUUGGGGAAGUUAUGAGAGCAUCAGUAAAUUCUGUUGGCAGAUAUAUUUGUUUGAGCAUUGCCAAUGCAGGUCUAGCACCCGACCCUAGGUUAUACCUUUGGGAUGUCGCCAAUGAUAGUGUCACAAGUAUGCAUCUUGAUGAAACUGCAACUCCACCAUACCAGAGUGUUCCAAUAGCAAUCAUUUGGGAUCAUAAUGAUCCUAGAAUAUUAGCUGUUCAUAUGAGAUCAGCAGAUGUAGACAGCAUCCACUUGUUUUUUUGUCAUGAAGGAAAACUUUAUGAAUACAAAAACUGGUGUUCCUCAUCUGAAGAUUACUUUCUUACUGAUUUUAUGCUGUGUUCUCUGUACACGCCUCAUGUUGUUAUUUUAGCGCAACAGAGCUUGAAGAAGAUAAUAAUGAAUGAAUUUUCUGAUUUUAGUGAUCCUGACCCAAGUAUUUUGCGUCAGAUAUUAGAUUUCUUGUACUACAUGACUACAGAGCAUUUAGAAAAAGCAGUUGUUGUUGGGACAAGUAUAUCUGGUGGCAAAAGUUCUAUUAUUUGGGACAGCUUGGCUAAAGUGUGUGUCUAUUGUAAACGACCUGAAGUAGGCGCAGUAUGCCUGGGAAAAAUGGGGAACAUAAAAGGUGCGCUCAUGAUGCGCAAAGUUAUGAAUGAUAAUAGCAUAGAUGAUGUAUGUAAAGUCGGAGUUCUUGCGGUAAACCUUGGUAUGACAGAAGAAGCUGAGAAGCUCUUUCGUGCAGCUCAGAGACCUGAUUUGGUCACUCGGCUUAUAUCAGCUAAGGAGGGUGGUCUCAAUGAAAUAAGUAAUGGCGAUAAUGAAGGAGAAAAUGUAUUGCUUGUAAAGAGUGCUCAGCAUAAGCUUGCUAAAGUGUUAUGGGCCAAUGGGGAAACAAGUGCUGCAUUAAAAUUAUUUGAAAGUGCUGGCACUCUGGUACCUCAUGUGCCCAGGAUGCUGAUUGCCCAGGGUCAAGCACAGUUACUUGCACAGUAUGUUGUCAAUUCUAAUGAUGUGAGCCUUAUAACUUGGUGGGGGCAUUACCUUGAAAGCAUCGGUGAUUUAGAAGGCGCACUCGAGGCUUAUGCUCGCGCUAACGAUCAUGGGGAACAGACUAGGUUGCUGUGUCACAUGGAGCGAAUUGACGAAGCCGAGAAGUUGUGCCAUAAGGACCCGGCUUCUACGUACCAGAUGGCGCGGUAUUUAGAAAUGCAGGCUGACAAAACGGAGAGUGCGGUGAAGAUGUAUAUUAAAUGUGGUGCUGUCUCAUCGGCGAUUCGCGUCGCUGCCGAGGCUAGUGCGUGGAACCUCGUGUGGCGCGCUGGCUCGGCGUCGCAAGCGCACGCUCUGCACGCAGCGUCGAUCCUUGAAAACGCUGGACAAAAUGAGCAGGCAAUAGCUUUGUAUCAAAAAGCAGAAAAGCCGCACUUAGCAUUGAAGUUAGCACUGCAAUGUGGAGAUACAAACGCUAUGAUCGCUGCAGUUGAAUCGCUCGGAAAUCGUGUCGACCCAGAACUCGCUCACACGUUGGCUGCUCACCUGAGAAAAGCAGACCACCAUUCGCAUGCGGCCGCGUUACUGGCAACAGCUGGCAAGUAUGAAGAAGCCCUAGACAUAGUGGAGCAGUCAUCAGCUCCCCUGUCAGAAGAGCUGAGCGAGCGACUGGCCGCGCCCGCCGGCACGAGCGGCCGCGACGCGCUGCUCCGGCGCCUGGCAGACGUGCUGGGCGGGCGGGGGCUCUACCACCAGGCGGCCAAGCGCCUCGCGCACGCCGGGGACAAGGUACUCCUUGCAGGUGCCUGAGCCGUGAGCUAACUAGAGCUGAGCGAGCGACUGGCCGCGCCUGCCGGCACGAGCGGCCGCGACGCGCUGCUCCGGCGCCUGGCAGACGUGCUGGGCGGGCGGGGGCUCUACCACCAGGCGGCCAAGCGCCUCGCGCACGUCGGGGACAAGGUACUCCUUGCAGGUGCCUGAGCUGUGAGCUAACUAGAGCUGAGCGAGCGACUGGCCGCGCCCGCCGGCACGAAGCUGAGCGAGCGACUGGCCGCGCCUGCCGGCACGAGCGGCCGCGACGCGCUGCUCCGGCGCCUGGCAGACGUGCUGGGCGGGCGGGGGCUCUACCACCAGGCGGCCAAGCGCCUCGCGCACGCCGGGGACAAGGCAGGCGCCAUGCGAUGGCUGAUGCGUUCAGGAGACGCAGACCGCAUCGCGACAUUUGCAGCGGCGACUCGCGACCGCGCUGCACAACUAAUGGCGGCUGACUACUUGCGCAGAAGAGCCGACUGGCGUUCGAGACCUGAUCUGACCAGGCACAUCCUGCAUUUCUACACCAGAGCCAAGGCGUACGGAAAACUUGCCGCGUUCUACGCAGAAUGCGCUAAAGUCGAAGUUGAUGAAUAUGACAACUAUGAAAAGGCGUUAGAAGCAUUAAAAGAAGCAACAAGAUGUCUUGCGAAGUCUUCUGAUCCGGAAUCAGGAGCUCAAACAAUGGCCUUACAGGAGCAGAGCACUAUAGUAAAACGUUUCAUAGACGUCAAGAAAACUUUAGAAUCCGGUGAAGAGAAUGCAGGUGUAACAAGUGGUCAACAAUUGCUGCGAACUGUGAGUGGUCGUCCCGGACUUAUAACCGAAGAUAAAGUCAUCAAAUUGCUUCUCCAGUAUGCUCCAAACCAUCCUGAUGCAGCACAACUGGAUCAACAGUUACGGGGAAUGCAGAAAUCGUCUGAGGAUGACAACCAAUCAACAGAGUCACCUGAUCAAAGUAUCGAAGAAGUUAUUUAAAUUCUCAAGUGCUUGUAGAAUGUUACAAGAACAACUACGAGUAGCUACUUAUGUCCGUCGAAAACUAUGGAGUGAAUUUCCGUGAAGACAGAAUAAUAUAAGUACAGUCAGCGUCAAAUAGUUCGUGACACUCAAAGUAGCCAAAAAGAUCGCACGUCUGUUACAAUGCGCGAUUGAAAAAUCCUCCAGAUGGCAAUACGUAGACGCGAGGUCCAAAUGCUGCAUGAUUGGUUAUUUUUGACAUGACAUUGACAGAUAUGUCAAAAUCCACCAAUCGUGCAGCAUUUGGACCUCGCGUCUACGUAUUGCCAUCUGGCGGAUUUUUCAAUCGCGAAAACCCUCAAUGGAAUAAGGUAGUGUUAUCAACUUUGUGCCCACUUUGGGUGUCACUAUUUGACACUGACUGUACUAGUACUUCAGUUGUAGUGAGUAGUUUGUUGGAGGAUAUUUAAUUUUAAAUCCGUCCUAUAUUGUAACACGCACAAUUCCGUCCUUUUGUCCGUCCAGUACUAUUGUUACAUUUGUGUAAAUAUUUUAGUUGCAUUUUAUUUGUUAUUAUUAAUUAUGUUUAUUAAGCAUAGAAUUAAAACUGAAUAUUUAUAAAUAAUAUUUUUUAUUGUAAA
Messenger RNA from Ostrinia nubilalis (European corn borer), 5287 nucleotides. RefSeq names its product intraflagellar transport protein 140 homolog (gene rempA). The record is from RefSeq and is a predicted model, not a curated record. The transcript is spliced from 13 exons. Lineage: Eukaryota; Metazoa; Arthropoda; Insecta; Lepidoptera; Crambidae. Gene Ontology annotation, cellular component: intraciliary transport particle A; axoneme; ciliary basal body. Gene Ontology annotation, biological process: intraciliary retrograde transport. Gene Ontology annotation, molecular function: protein binding.